Molecule: messenger RNA, 1272 nt
Organism: Spirodela intermedia
Lineage: Eukaryota; Viridiplantae; Streptophyta; Magnoliopsida; Alismatales; Araceae
Source: the annotation of a GenBank genome assembly
AUGGACGCGCCGGAGCACCUCCACGGCAGCCACUGCCGCUCCGGCAAUCCCCAGUUCGCUAUGGAGAAGCAGGGGAAGGCCUCGGACCAUUUCGCAGUGGACGACCUCCUCAAUUUCUCCAACGACGACGAGUGCUUCGGCGGCGGAGACGAGUUCUCCCCCGACACUGCGCCGGUGAACUCCGCCGACGAGUCCACGGUCACGGCUCUUGACAGCAGCUCCAACUCCUCCGGCAACGAACAGCAUUUCUCCGGCGACUGUCGCUCCGCCGAUGCAUGCCUCUCCGACGGUCUCUGCGUGCCGGUACCGCCACUCUCCUUCCUUCUCUUCCCACCGCGCCCCCCCCUUCCCUGUGGAAACCUCUUAUCGUCGGAAAUCUAUCUCAUCCGGUUGUUCUUCAUCCAGCUACGGUUUCCGAACAAUCUCCAUUCCCUCGUCCACUUUUUCUCCGAUUUUACACUUCUCUGUUGGGUGUGGUUCGUCUCCAGCUUCGUUCACCUUCCGGCGAUUUUCUGGUUUCUGUCGCCAUAUGUUUCGCCGGCCCGAGGACCGAUCGUCUCGCUCACUGGUUGCUCCGCCCGAAAUGAAACAAAGAUAACAAUGCAUAACGUCUCUGUAAUUUGUUCUUAAAUUUGGUCGAUGAUUAGAGUCUGUGUUAAUGAGCAGUACGACGAGCUUGCAGAGCUGGAGUGGCUCUCCAACUUCGUGGAGGAGUCCUUCUCCAGCGAGGACCUGCAGAAGCACCAGCUGAUCUCCGGCCUCAAGUCCUCCUCGUCUUCCUCCGCCUUGCUUCGCCAGGAGGCCCACAUCCUCGGGAAGGCCCGGACCAAGCGCCGCCGCCCGGGGCCAACCUGCUGGUCCUCCAGCCUCCUGGUCAUCUCUGCGGCCAACUCUUCCUCCGACUCCGCCGCCGCCGGUGAGCCGGCGAAGAAGAAGGCCUCCCAAGGGCCUGGCGCCGCCGCCUCCGGCGCCACCGGCGACGGCCGGAAGUGCCUCCACUGCGACACCGACAAGACCCCCCAGUGGCGGGCCGGCCCCAUGGGCCCGAAGACCCUCUGCAACGCCUGCGGCGUCAGGUACAAGUCCGGCCGGCUGGUUCCCGAGUACCGACCGGCAGCGAGCCCCACCUUCUCCCUCUCCGAGCACUCCAAUUCCCACCGGAAGGUCCUCGAGCUGCGCCGCCAGAAGGAGCAACAGUCCCUGCCGCCCCCCGGCAACCUCCACGAGGCCCUCAUCUCCGGCGCCCCAUCUCACGCAGGCAAGUGCCACUGA